AGAAAAUGUAGUCGUUGAUACAAAUGGAGGAUAGUGUGAAAUUAAAAUAUGUUUAACUACUUUAUCUCUCCAGAUGAGCCCCCACUAUAAAACUAAAACCAAAGCACUAACUAAACACUGCCCAUUUACUCAAAGCCUUUUCUCUCCCCUCCUAUCAAUGGAAGCUCUAAACUUCAUCAAGUUCUGGAGAACCACCACCACCACCACCAAUCCCUUCACCACUAUUGCAUUUCCUAAUCAUCCUGUGGAAAAAGUUGAUGAACUUGAGGAGGAAGACGAAGACUCUUUCUUCGACUUGGAAAUUACUGUUUAUGAUUCUGACGGCAACAAAGACAAAACCGACGCCGACCCAGAAACCAACAAUCACAAAGAAGACAAAACCAUGCCCGAGUCUGCGGAACGCCACCGCAACCCGGCCAAAAAAGUCGGCUUCAGCUUCUUGGAGACAACCCUCUCUCUGUCUCCUAAUGAUCCUAUUUCUAGAAGAAAAAUCCUCCCAAUUGAGCCCAGCUCCAAGCCUCAGUCCCCGAUCGCUCUGUUAAAAUCAUCUCCCAGAUUCCAAGUUCUCAUGUUCAAGAGGUCAAAGUCAGAUUCAAUGCCAACUUCAAAAACAGAGAAAACAAAGUCCAAAAGCUUUUCCAUGGACACCCAGAAGCAGAAAAAGCAAGAAAGCAAGACCUUCUUCACAGUGAAGCUCGGGGUAGAUGAAACUUCAAGUUCAAGCAGCUCACCAUUCAAGAGAGCAAACAGUUUGAGAAAAGCUGAAAGCAAGCUACAAGACCACCAGAUCUCAGAAGGCUCAAGAACAGAGCGAUUCACGAAGGAGGUGAUACAAAAAUACUUGAACCUAAUCAAACCUCUGUACGUCAAAGUCUCAAAAAGAAAUAGCGGAAAGUUAAAGUUCACCGAAGUGUUAUCCGCUCCUUCCCCGUCGUCUUCUCCGGCGACAACGGCUUUGCCUAAGAAGAAGCAGUUGAGGAAGAGCAAAUCAGCAUCUGCGGCGAUCGGAUUGGUAGAGCCAGUAAAUAGGAGAGACGAUUCGCUGUUGCAGCAGCAUGAUGGGAUUCAAAGCGCCAUUCUGCAUUGCAAGCGAUCCUUCAAUUCUUCCAGAGAUUCCUCGAUGUCGCGUUCUAUGGACGAUUCGUUUGAUGAGUUAUCAAGGAAUUCAUUUUCCAGAGAUUCUUCACUGCGGUCACGAUUUGCAAGCGAAACUUGUGAAGAGAAAUCGGUCAAAAAUUGCGUUGAGGAAGGGAAUGGGUUGGUAUAUUUUGAGAGAGAACGCAAGACAUAAUCUUGUUUGAAAUUGACGUAAUAGAUGGAGGGAAUCUAAACAGGGGGUGGGGGGCACGCUCGAACCUCUUCUCCCGUGUCUUGUUGUAAAGAAAAGAAAGAUGAAGAAUCGGAGAGAAUAGGGGAGAAAGUCUUUUGUUUAAUUUGUUUGUCUCGCUUUUGUUUAGUGCUUAGGUGUUUAGCUAUGAUGACCAGUGGGGUGCUGCAGACUCACCUGAUGUCGUCUGUAAAGUGAUAGGUUCAUUAUGAACAGAUAGAAAGAAUUCUGAUAUGGGAUCUUUUGUGGAUGCUGUGUGUCUGUUUGUGGCUUUGGAGCCUGCGUUCGUUCAAUUAAGCUAAGCUUGUGACCUUUUUCUUUUUA
Messenger RNA from Juglans regia (Persian walnut), 1651 nucleotides. RefSeq names its product probable membrane-associated kinase regulator 5. Bases 74 to 1291 code for a protein of 405 amino acids. The record is from RefSeq and is a predicted model, not a curated record. Lineage: Eukaryota; Viridiplantae; Streptophyta; Magnoliopsida; Fagales; Juglandaceae. The transcript has 3 exons. Gene Ontology annotation, cellular component: plasma membrane.